Messenger RNA from Paramecium pentaurelia, 2141 nucleotides. Lineage: Eukaryota; Ciliophora; Oligohymenophorea; Peniculida; Parameciidae. The record is from the annotation of a GenBank genome assembly.
GAUGAGCCAACAUUUUAAAAAUGAUGGUAGUUAAAUAGCUUACCAUGCUAGUCCUUCACGUACUAUGUAAGAGGUAUCUGAACUAUCCAGAGAAUAAGCAACUAAGAAACUAUAAGAGAAGAAAAUCUAAGAAUUAGAGUAUAAAAUCAAACAAUCUGAAAUAAUUAUUUAGAGACAAUAAGCAUAAAUAAAUGAUGCUACUAUGGAAGCUGCAAAAGUAGGUAGAUAAUUUUAAGAUGCUUUGAAUGAUUUGAAUUAGUUAAGAUAAUCUAGUGAAAAGAAAGAUUAAUAAAUAGGAAUGUUGUUGGAGGAAAAUGAAAAAGUAGUUAAGGUUUUAGAGAAACUCAAAUAAGAUUAAAAGAUUAUAAAUGGAGAUUAGAAUAAGACUAUAUAGAAUUUAGAGUAAUAAGUACGUGAUCGUUAUUAAGUUGAAAAAAGAAUGAAUGAUGAUAUAUAAUAAAAGAGUAUUUAAGUAAGAUUUUAAUAUAAUUUAGAUUGCAAGUUUAUAGUUUUAACUUUAAGAAUAAUUGAACGAAAAGGAAACAAUCAUAAAUGAUCUUAGAGAAAAAUUAAUUGUUUCUGAGAAGUAAUGGUCAACAGAUGCAUCACUUGGACAUUUAGCAAGAAAGAGAGGUAAGUAAAUUGAAACAUUAACACAUACUAAUAAUGAAUAACUAUUAAAAAUAUAAGAAUUGUAAAAUAAGGUUUCUAUGUUGUUAGAAUAAAAUAAUAAUUUAUAAAAUACUAUUUAAAAAGAUUAUAAUAGAACUGAAGAAUAUAAGAAUUUAAUUAAAUAAUUGGAAGAGAAAAAUAGAGAAUUAUUGGAAAAAUAGAAUGAAAUGAAUGAAUAGAAAAUUUAGAAAUUAAAAUAGUAACAUUAAUUAGAAAUAUAAAAUAAAAUGGAAACAUUGGAAGUUAUUAAAGGGGAUAUAAAUUAGAAGGUUAAUUAAAAUAUGAAAAAUUCCACAUUGCCAAUUAUUGAAGAAUUGAAAAUAGCUAGAUAAACUAUUAAUAAUUUAUAAUGUGAAGUUUAGAAAUUAAGAUUAUAGUAAUAUAAAUCUCUUUAAGGAGAAGCAGAAAAUAUUUAAUAAGAAUUUGAAUAAUUGAACAAAAAGAAUAAUUAAUUAAAUGAAUAAAAUUUCUUAUUAUAAUAGAAAAUAAAAAAAGAUGAAAUAAUCAAUAAAUCUAGAAUUGCAGAAUUAGAAAAGGCAAAUGAAAAAUUAUAGUCUAUUUAAUAAUUAAAUGAAACAAAAAUUGAUGAAUUACAAUAGAAAUUAAAAGAGUUACCUAGAUUUAGAGAAAGAAGUUUAGAAAAUAUUAAAUUUCAUGUUGAUUCUACUAAAUAAACAUGUGAAUUAGAAACUAAAAUAAGAAAAUUAUAAGAUAAAAAUGAAUAAUUGAAUUAAGAUAUUAAUGAAAAGAAUUAAAAGAUUACUUUAUUAUUAGAUCAAGUAAAAUAAGCAUAAUAUGAAAAAGAAAAUGAAAUAUCAUUAAUUAGAUUAGAAUCAGCACAAGAGAUUAGAGAAACAUAAGAAUAAAUGAAAAGAGAAUUAUAAAUGUAAUAAAGAUUAUUUAAUGAUGCAUAAAAACCAUUUUAAGAUUAAAUGAAAUAAGCAGCUUUAGAAUAAUAAUAACUUAAAUAAUCAAUAUAAAGACAAUAAAAUGAAAUAAAAUAAUUAGAAAAUAGAAUUACAAGUAAGAUUAUUUUUUAAUUAUAGAUUUAAUUAAUGAAAAUUAAUAAUUACAUAAUCAAUAAGACUAAUAAAGAUUAGUUGAAGAUUAAUUGUUAAAGGAUAAAUAGAAUUUAGAAUAUAAAUUAAUGGAUAGAUAAAAAGAAUUAGAAAAUUGGAAAGAUAAAUUUAAUAAAACAACUAAUAAUUUUGAAAAAUAAACAGAAAGAGCAGAGAGAGAAUAAAAUAGAGCUGAAGGUAAUUUUUAUAUUUUAUAUUAAAGGUUUACGUUUAGAAAUUAGUAGAAUGUAAAAGUAAUUAGAAUAAAUGGCUGAAUAAAAUAAUAACUUGGAAGUGAAAUUAUAGAAUUCAUUAUAAGAGUCUAGAGUUCUCAAAAAUUAAUUAGUUGAAGGUUUGAGAAGAGAUUGUGGAUCAGGAAUGAAAUCUAAUAGUUUUAUUAAGACAAAGUGA